Messenger RNA from Chinchilla lanigera (long-tailed chinchilla), 2065 nucleotides. Its product is annotated as glycine N-phenylacetyltransferase-like. NCBI's taxonomy places the organism in Eukaryota, Metazoa, Chordata, Mammalia, Rodentia, Chinchillidae. Bases 502 to 1389 code for a protein of 295 amino acids. Gene Ontology annotation, cellular component: mitochondrion. The transcript has 6 exons. The record is from RefSeq and is a predicted model, not a curated record. Gene Ontology annotation, molecular function: glycine N-acyltransferase activity.
CUGGCGGGGCCUUUAGGUUAGGGUUCCUUCUACAAGGUCAACCGAGACCCGUCCCCGUGUCUGCGCUGGUCUGUCUCUCCCUCCAGGUGAGGAAGCCAAGGCUCCAAAGAGUUGAGUAGCACGCUGGAUGUUGUUUGGGGGCAGAGCCGGCUGGACGUGGGCGGAAACAGAAAGGUCACACAUUCUCAGAUAGCAGAUUCAUUAGCCCUGGUGCAUCUUUACUUGUUGGAAUUCUCUGUGUUACAAAAAGGUGAAAACAAAAAAUUCUGAAAUAUUUUUAAAAGUUAAGAAGGAUGUUGGAGAUAAUUUCAGAAAGAGGUGCCUAUCCCCUCCGCCAGCCUAUUCUUUCUCACAGUAGGAAGUUUCGUGAGUGGCACAUCCGUGAAACAGCAGGACUGGAGCCCAGAUAGUUAACUGGAGCUGUUUACUGUGUCGGCCUGACUUCCCACUUUUCCCACUCCUCGAUGCUUCUUGGUUGUCUAAGUUGAGUUACCUGUCAAGAUGCUCCACCUGCAAAGCGCACAGAUGCUAAAGACACUGGAGAAGUCCUUAACGAGGAACCUCCCUGAAUCCUUAAAGGUUUUUGGGACUGUCUUCCACAUGAACCAGGGAAAUCUCUUUAAGCGAAGCGCUCUGGUGGACAAAUGGCCUGAUUUUAAUACGGUAGUUGUGUGUCCUCAGGAACAGGAAAUGACAGAUGACCUUGAUCACUACACCAACACCUACCAAAUCUUUUCUAAGGAUCCCAAAAGCUGUGAGGAGUUCCUUGGAAAAUCAGAUGUCAUCAACUGGAAACAACAUUUGCAAAUCCAAAGUACACAGUCCAGCCUGGAUGAGGUGAUACAAAGUCUUGCAGCUGCUAAAUUGGUCAAGGUCAAGAAAACACAGUGCAUCCUCUACUCGAGGCCAAAGACAGUAAAGAAACUGAUGCCAUCCCUGCUGGAUACACAGAACUUACGUCCUGAGCCAGGAACACCCCCAGUCCCCAAUCAAGAGAUGUUUAAACUCUCAUCACUGGACGUUACCCAUGCUGCCUUGGUGGAUAAACUAUGGCAUUUCGGCGGUAAUGAGAGGAGCCGGAGAUUCAUCGAGCGCUGUGUCCGCACCUUUCCCAGCUCCUGCCUGCUGGGGCCUGAGGGGACCCCCGUGUCCUGGGCCCUCAUGGACUACACUGGAGAAAUGCGAAUGGGAGGCACUCUGCCUGAGUACCAAGGCCAGGGCCUCGUGUCUUAUGUCUUAUACACCCAGGCCCAGACUCUAGAGAAACUUGGAUUCCCUGUAUAUAGCCACACGGACAAAACCAACAAAGCUAUGCAGAAGAUAAGUCACAAUCUGCAUCAUGUCACCAUGCCCAAUGACUGGAACCAGUGGAGCUGCGUGCCUCUGUGAUGUCUCUGAACACAAGGCAGUACUGUGAUGCUUCGGUGUGGCUGGAAGAGUAGACAGACAGAAUAGAUUGUAAGCAGCAGCAAAGGAGCGGACUUUGUUUUGGUUCCGGGGAGGCACACGACAGUCACCGGGACUGUCGUGCUCCUGCACCCAAGUUACUUUUCAUGUCCAGCAGCCCUGGCGUAGGCCACACCUCUCUGAAGUCACCACAGCUUACUGGAGUGGCCACUGCCUUUGUCCAAUGUACUAUACUUCUGGAUCUCGCUGACUCCGUUAGUCCGCUACAUGCUGCUGUAAUUAUUCUCCAGCAACUCCUGUCUCGUGUGGAUUACUGUCAGCAGAGAGAGCUUAACAGUUUGCCAAGACAUGCUGUCAUCUUGUGGAUAGUAUAUAGCUUGUUUUUCUAUGAUCCCUUUAUUUAGUGGGCAAAGUGUCCUGUCCCUUCUGUAGGUAUCUAGAAGCGAUUCUUCUACUAGCAGCCCUUUGAUCUGCUUCCAUGCUUAAUAACCACGUUAAUGUAUGAAAAUGCUGCAGUGAAACCCAGUGUCUGUAUAAAUGAUAUGCACUAAUAAAAAUGAAAAGAAACCAUGCUAAAUGCUUCACAAUUAUAUGACAGUAGGUGGAUAGGAUACCUGAGAAAUUUAUUCUUUGAAAUAAAAUGUGUAUAUUUGAUGCA